UGGGUGUCCUCGCUUCACUUCCGUAUUUUCUUCAGCGCUUGUUUCUGAAUCCUAUCAAGUCGACGACAACGACGACCACGACCACGAACGACUACUGUGACGACGACCAACUUGUUUUAAUCACUAAUUACAUUAGACUCGGAAGCCUUUUUAUCAUGGACCCGAGUAGUAGCGGUGACCACCAAGCAAUUGGCCCACAAGUCCGCUCUCGUGUUACCGUCGUCUGCGCUGAGUGUAAGCGUCUUAAACUGAAAUGUGAUCGUCGAGCCCCUUGUGGUUCCUGUACGAAGCGCGAUACUGUCGCCAGAUGUAUAUACUCGCCGGCUGCAGCUGAGAAAGUUGACCUGCACUCCCUUAACAACAGACUCAUUGCUGUUGAGUCCCAACUCGCUCAAAUAUCUGCUCCAGGUGCCCGUUUUCCUUCUUCAUCAUCCUCAACAGCGCUCCAAUUACCCCUCCACACCAUUAAUUCAUACUACCCGCACGAAGUCGUCACAUCCACCCUGGACGAUAUUUCUGCUAUCUGGAUGGACGAAAUCGACAUCCCACAGCCGCUAGCAGUACGAUCAUCCAGUUCCGACGCCCAGGAGGGAUAUAUUAAAUCUGAGCCUGCAUGUCAUUCCUCCCUCCUCUUACCCUCUUCAAAUUCCGCAUCAUCCCUUCCUCUCUCCCUCCUCCUACCCCCAAUAUCCUGCUACUACACCCCACACCCUUCCUCGUCAUCCCCACCCCUCUUUACAAAAUCCCUUUUAUCUCAUCUUCCAUUUGCUCCACGUCGACGUACCCGCCUAUAUGAGCACGCAGAAGAAGCCCUCAGGAUGAUUCCUGGCCCAUGUUUCAGCUGGCGCGUCUGGAGAGAGCGCGCGGAGGGCAUAUGGAGGUGGGUCGAGACAGAGAGCACGUCAUGUUCAAACGACUGCUCAGACGAACAAUCCCGUCCAAAUACGUCAUCAACGACAGCCACAACCGUAACCGCUUCCUCUCGCACAUCCUCAGAAACGAAUAAAGCGGACACAGCCCGUACCAUAUUUUUUGGUUCACCGCCUGCUCCUCCACCUGCGUCAUCACCUGCGCAAACGUCAGGUAGGGCCGUCACCCCGUCUCUUCCCUUCUUCGCUUCUGUCGCGGGCGCGUUUGCAUUGGCUUUAUUGGUCGAAGAGAGCGCCGCUAGCGCUAGCGCUGCCCUCCACGCAUCCAGUCCCAGUCAUACCGCAGCUCCUGCUGAACCGAUAGGGGCUGAAAGGACUACACAUAGCGAACGGGCAUGUGCCUUGCUAGGACCCAGAAAGUCUAAGAAAGAUCAAUCCCCGAAAGAAAACCUCACGUCUCCUGUGCUUCUCCAUGCAUUAUCGCGACAAGCGCUCGGAGUGUGGGAGGGUGCUGUGGUGCCUUGUUGUUCGGCUCCAACUUCGAAUAACACACCUGCAAGCGAGUACGACUUGGAUUACAUAUCCGCGAUCGUACUUGGCGUGCUGUUCGUAGUCCUUUGCGAUAAGGAGAGACACGCUAACGGAAGCGCGAAGGAGGGAUGGAUUGUAGGAGAGAUUGGAAAACUGGUCAACAUCGCACGUACGAUGGGGCUCGACGUCGACCCUGAUCUCACGCCAGGGAGGUAUGGUCUGUAUGAGAGCGAGGCUCGCCGAAGGGCAUGGUGGGAUGUUUGGUGGUGGGAUGUAUACACGUCCACCCUCUCUUCGCGUACUCCGCUUAUCCCUCUGCACGCAUUCAGCACGCGCCUCCCGCUGGACGUUAAUGAGGAGGUGUUCACGUUCGCGUGUACGUCUGCGCCUCUUCUAAGCCCGACGGGCAAAGAGGGUGUGGGACGGUGGUUUGGGAUGAGAGUACGGUGAGCGAUUUCUGCUUGCCCAUUUACCUCCGCUCAUUGCUGAUUUUUAUCCCCUCUCUCUGCAGCCUCGCACAGCUCGUAAAGGACAUCAACUCCCGCACCUCGCUAC
Messenger RNA from Suillus paluster, 1955 nucleotides. RefSeq lists its product as uncharacterized. Gene Ontology annotation, cellular component: nucleus. The transcript has 6 exons. Gene Ontology annotation, biological process: DNA-templated transcription; regulation of DNA-templated transcription. The record is from RefSeq and is a predicted model, not a curated record. Bases 156 to 1850 code for a protein of 564 amino acids. Gene Ontology annotation, molecular function: zinc ion binding; DNA-binding transcription factor activity, RNA polymerase II-specific; DNA binding. Lineage: Eukaryota; Fungi; Basidiomycota; Agaricomycetes; Boletales; Suillaceae.